Messenger RNA from Prorocentrum cordatum, 1950 nucleotides. The record is from the annotation of a GenBank genome assembly. Lineage: Eukaryota; Dinophyceae; Prorocentrales; Prorocentraceae.
AUGAGCUCAUCAACGAACGCGGCCUUGCAGGCCAUUCGACCUCGGAUGCUUGAGCUGCUUCUGAAGUAUCAGGAGGACGGGCAGGUGUGUAAGGCAUGGAACGACAUUGUCGAGCUGCUCCAGACCAGCGAGCAUCUCCUUUGGACCCAGCAGGCCAACACCGCACCCUACGCCAUUGCCCUCAACAAGGGCUCGGCCUUUUAUGAGGAACUCACCCAGUUCAACGCCAACUUGACCGAGACCAGCGGCCUCGAGCCCCUGCAGGAUUUGAUGCUUGCCAGUUUCGGAGGGACGCAUUCGAACAUCGCGUUGAGGGCAGUGCAAUCCAAACUGACGUGCGCUGACACCUCGAUCGCGCCUGCUGGCUUCCUGGACCCUGCCUUUCUAUCCAACAAGCACCCUGGCUUGAAGGAGGCCCUGUCACAGGGCCUGACUUGGAGGGUCAUCGCGUCAGAGGUCGCCGAAGCUUUCCCCGACAUCCUGACCAUAGGCAUUGCCGCCCUGAACCACACCGCGAAUAGCGAGUGCAGCGAGCUCGAGGGCCUCCUCACUCUCCACACGGUCUUCCAGCAGUCGGUCGCCGCAGGUUGCGAUGAGAAUUCGGCCUGGGAGCAAGCCCACGCCGCCGCCGUGAAGACCGAACCGUUUUGGUCGCAGUGGAGUCGGUCCUUGGUGCGCUUUGCGGAGGUCUGCUCCGCCGAGCAGCUGCACGAGGUCAUCGACGGGAAGUGUUGUUUUCUCAAGGAAUCGGACAUCGGGCGGUUGAGCCAGAAGGCGAACCUCGAAGCCGUCGAGAUUGCCGAAGGGAUGACGGAGAAGUCUCGGGAAUGGCUGCAAAGCUUCCAGCUGCCGCGGUCGACCAUGCUUCAGCUGAUAUGUUCGCACGACAUGAGGCUCCUGUGUUUCAUCAUCAAGAAGGGUAAAGCGUCCUCGGAGGGUAUCGACUACCCCAGCAUUGAGGCCGCGUCACAGGUUCUAGUGAACGAGCUGCGCGAGCUCACCAAGGGUGACGUCCCCAACCCGUGGCUGAAGCACAGGCUGAAUGGCAAGCAGGAGCUAAAGGUGAUGGAACAGGUCUCUGGAUCGCAAGCCACCCCCUUGAUGAAGAUCGGCGAAAUGAAAGAUCGAGUCUCGAAUAUGAAUAAGCAUGGUUUCUUCGUAGGAGGCAUUUGCAAGAAGAAAAAGCAGAGCCCCGACGCGCCGAUCCAACUGUACAAGAUUGACCAGAUGGACUCGACAGUUGCAAGUUUGGUACCUACCGGAGUCCGCGCGUCUGGUAGCCAUCUAUCCGUGGCAUUGUACGCGCUGAAGGAGGAGUGGGCACCUACGAGCGCCAAGGUCCAAGAGCUAGUCAACUACCAGCUGUGGACGCCUGAGCAUUCGCAGUCCUGGAUGGUCAAGUUCGCCAAAGCCAACCUGCUGGCAGCGCUUCACGCCAUGAGCGAGAAGAUGAUGGCUAGCGAUGUGUAUAGUGGUCUCGACAUCUUCGUGACGCCCUUUGCGGUUAAGGCAAAAAAAGACUUCGGCGUCAAUUGCCUUAACCUGGCGCCUGUCACCGACACCAUCAAGGAGAGGAACGCCACCGAGAAAGCCAGCGACAAAGCCAUCGACCUUGGCCAAGUGAUCGCUGGAUUGCCUGUCAGCUUCAGCCUGGUUCCCCACAUGGUGGUGAACAAGCCAGACGGGAACUUCUGCACGCCAUUUUGGGCCGUGCAGCCAGCCCCCGACAAAGUAAAGGGGAACAUGGAUUACGUCAACAAAGCGCUCAACAUGACAAUCGAUCAAGACGGAAAUCAGAUUGGCAAGGUUGCUGUGACGAUACCUGUAAUGACCAACACCGUCGCUGUCAAGGCUGGCGACAUACUCCACCUCGUCAGGAAGCGUGGCCUGAAGAGGCGCGACAGCGGUGAGUCCGCAAGCGGUGCAGGCGUGAGCCGCAAGAAAAAGUAG